This is a messenger RNA of Canis lupus familiaris (dog), 2267 nucleotides long. It is a transcript of the gene GTF2H3, whose product is annotated as general transcription factor IIH subunit 3. Bases 107 to 1033 code for a protein of 308 amino acids. The record is from RefSeq and is a predicted model, not a curated record. The transcript is spliced from 13 exons. NCBI's taxonomy places the organism in Eukaryota, Metazoa, Chordata, Mammalia, Carnivora, Canidae. Gene Ontology annotation, cellular component: transcription factor TFIIH core complex; transcription factor TFIIH holo complex. Gene Ontology annotation, biological process: regulation of DNA-templated transcription; nucleotide-excision repair.
UCAAGCCGCUCUUGCGUCACUCGGCUGCGCCGGAAGUCGGGGUGUGCAGGAUCCGGGAGGAGCUUUUGACGGCUCGCUGCCUCUGCGUUGGGGGAUCCUGGCCGCCAUGGUGUCAGACGAAGAUGAAUUGAAUCUUUUAGUUAUCGUCGUUGAUACCAACCCAAUUUGGUGGGGAAAGCAAGCCUUAAAGGAGUCUCAGUUUACUUUAUCAAAAUGCAUAGAUGCUGUGAUGGUGCUGGGAAAUUCUCAUUUAUUCAUGAAUCGUUCCAACAAACUUGCUGUGAUAGCAAGUCACAUUCAAGAAAGUCGAUUCUUAUAUCCUGGAAAGAAUGGCAAACUUGGAGACUUUUUUGGAGAUCCUGGCAACCCUUCUGAAUUCAGCCCCUCAGGGAGCAAGGAUGGGAAAUAUGAGCUAUUCACAGCAGCGAAUGAAGUUAUUGUCGAAGAGAUUAAAGAUCUCAUGAUCAAGAGUGACAUAAAGGGUCAACAUACAGAAACUCUGCUGGCAGGAUCCCUUGCCAAAGCUCUUUGCUACAUUCAUAGAAUGAACAAAGAGGUUAAAGAUAAUCAGGAAAUGAAAUCAAGGAUUUUGGUGAUUAAGGCUGCGGAAGACAGUGCACUGCAGUAUAUGAAUUUCAUGAAUGUCAUCUUUGCAGCACAGAAGCAGAAUAUUUUGAUUGAUGCCUGUGUUUUAGACUCGGAUUCAGGACUCCUCCAGCAGGCCUGUGACAUCACGGGGGGACUAUAUUUGAAGGUGCCUCAGAUGCCCUCCCUUCUGCAGUAUUUACUGUGGGUUUUUCUUCCUGAUCAAGAUCAAAGAUCUCAGCUAAUCCUCCCACCCCCAAUUCAUGUGGACUACCGGGCUGCCUGCUUCUGUCAUCGAAAUCUUAUUGAAAUUGGCUAUGUCUGUUCUGUGUGCUUGUCAAUAUUCUGCAACUUCAGUCCCAUCUGCACAACGUGCGAGACAGCCUUUAAGAUUUCUCUGCCUCCGGUGCUCAAGGCCAAGAAAAAGAAACUGAAAGUGUCCGUGUGAUCAUAAGAUUCCUGCGCCCCUAGAGCCUAUUACUAGGAAUUGUGUGGUGGGAUCUGUGUUUGGAGGCCCUGAAAAAAUACAGUGCAUAUGAAAUAAUUUUGAAUGAAGUUUCUUACAGAAAAGAUUUCUAGACCAUUAUCCUCAUGCUGUGCUUUUGGGGCACUGUGUUAUUUGAGGGAAUCAAUCUAUGCAAUCUUUUCAGACUGGUUUUUGCCCACAGAAGAAGAAAGCACAAAUUAGUGAGAUUUUUUUUUUUUUUUAAUAAUGGGGUGAUCAUUUGUCAGCUUGGCCUGCCUGAUUACCGGCUUUAGACUCUUACCCGUCUCUGUUGGGUUCUGCCUGUGAAAUGUAUGACCAGUGAAAUUUGAGCGCAGUUUUGGAAAAAGCAAACAAGCGACCAUGCAGUAACAGCAUUAACCAAGACAGACCAUCUUCCUUGAACCAACAACUGAAUUUGACAAUAGUCAUGUCAAUAAAAUCUGUAUUGUCUAAGUUGAGAUUUGGCUUCAUAGACUAGCAGGUAGUUUUGCUUUUGCCUGACAUCACUGAUAUCCCAUGUGUGUCUGGACACAGUCAUCCACUUAUUAACUGUUUGUCAAUCAGUACAAAGUCUGAUGUUAAGCGAGGGAGGAGGGGGGUGCAGUACUCUGGCAGCAACUUUUUCUUCAGAGAUAGUUGUGUGAAGAGCUUAUACGUGAAAGCCAGUGUCUGGGUUUGGAGGGGGAAUUUCUUGGUGGAGAAUUGAUUCUUUAUAGUUCAGUGUUGUCCCCCAGAUAGAGUUCUCUCCUUUUGUAAUGAGGGGGAAAAAAGCAUUAAUGUUGGAGAACUAUUCUCUAGAAGCUUUGGAUUUACUACUGACAAGUGCUAUAGGUUGAAAAGAAAAAUUAUUUGUAAUUUGAACAAGAAAAAACUUAUUUUUGUAUGUAACUUUGAAAAUAUUAGAAGUCUUUUUAAAUUCCAGUACAGUGUAUGGAGGGUUUUCAGGAAUGGUGGCUGGUUUGGUUUGUUUUUAAACGUAUAUUGAUAAAAACAAACAUUCGUAUAUUGACAAAAAUCCAUUUGUGUCCACAACCUUGUAUGUAAAUAAGAUUUUAAUUUUCUCUUUAUACCGUCUCAGAAGCUGAGUCUCAUUUAAAUAAUUUGUUAUUUGGCUAGAUGAUUUCAGGUAGAUUUUGUACUUUGUGGAUUUAUAAUUUUGUUAAAUACACACAGGUUUUGGUGGUCACUUGGGAAA